CCGAUCCUUUCUAACUCUCCCCCGGGUUUCUACCCUCCCGAACCUCUCCCCUUCUACCCUUACAACCCCAACCCUCCCCCCGAUCACUUACCAGCGCACGAAUCAGAUCCAUCUCAGUGACCAAGACCCCAGUUCUGUAUUGACGACUGAGUUGCAGUUGCAGUUAUGGACUCCGGUGUGAUUGAAGGCGGACUCAAUGUCACCCUCACCAUUAGGCUGCUCAUGCAUGGCAAGGAGGUCGGUAGCAUUAUUGGAAAGAAAGGUGAAUCUGUGAAGAAGAUGAGAGAAGAGAGUGGGGCUCGAAUCAACAUCUCAGAGGGCAAUUGUCCUGAAAGAAUCAUUACUUUGGCAGGUCCAACCACUGCCAUCUUUAAAGCAUUCUCCAUGAUCAUUGAAAGUUGGAAGAGGUGGGAUAUUAGCAGUUCAAUGACAAACAGCACAGCCACCAGCAAGCCCCCAGUGACCCUACGCAUUGUGGUGCCUGCCAGCCAGUGUGGUCCCUCAUUGGGAAAAGGUGGCUGCAAGAUCAAGGAAAUUCGAGAGGUAUGCCAUACCGGUGCUCAGGUACAAGUGGCAGGAGACAUGCUCCCCAAUUCCACGGAGCGGGCCAUCACCAUUGCUGGCACUCCCCAGUCAAUAAUUGAGUGUGUAAAGCAGAUCUGUGUGGUCAUGCUUGAGUCUCCCCCUAAGGGGGUCAAUCCCUACCGACCCAAGCCUUCAGGAUCACCCGUCAUCUUUGCAGGCGGACAGGCAUAUGCCGUACAAGGACAGCACGCGAUUCCACAGCCAGAUUCUUCCUCUGCUGCUAUCUCUCCACAGCUCACCAAACUUCACCAGCUGGCUAUGCAGCAGAGCCCCUUCCCCAUUGCACCAAGCAACCAGGGAUUCACUGGGAUAGAUGCUUCUGCUCAAACCAGUUCUCAUGAGAUGACCAUUCCAAAUGAUCUUAUUGGGUGCAUCAUCGGCCGCCAGGGAGCCAAGAUCAACGAGAUCAGGCAAAUGUCGGGCGCCCAGAUCAAGAUUGCAAAUCCAGUGGAUGGAUCGACUGACCGCCAGGUUACCAUCACAGGCUCACCUGCCAGCAUCAGUCUGGCGGAGUACCUCAUCAAUGCCAGUGUAGAGUCCUCUAAACCUCCUCCCUCCUCCUCCUCCUUGAACCCUGAACAGACCAGCCUGUGCCCUCCCUCCACCUCUACUACUACUACUACUACCACUACUACUACUACUACUACCACCACCUCCUCUGCUGCUACCUCCUCCUUCUCUUCUUCCUCCUCCUCCUCUUCCUCCUGUGUGGUGCCCCCCACAGCCUCCAUCCCUCUAUCCUUGUUGGCUCCAGGGCCGCCUCCUCCCUCCUCUUCCUCCUCCUCUUCCUCCUCCACUGAUUCCCUGCUCCCCAGCUCUCCUGCCUGUGUGUCGAGUCUCCUCAGUCUCAAGCCCCUCCCUCUCCUGGCCCUCCAUGUUGUCAGCGGGGCCAGUAACCCCGCACACCCAAUCCCCGCUGAGCCCAAAAUCGCCUCAGAGCUGGGCUCCAAGUCUAAAAGGCGAAGGCUCUCCCCUUACUAAUGAAGGAAACAUAAGUCAUCUACUACUGAAGUGCUGACAAUGCUCUUUGUUGUCUGUACCUGCACUCGCUUUUGUAUCUGGCUGUGCCAUGCCACGCUUACUACAGAAAACAGCCCCUUGUUAUAAAGCCAGAAAGCUGGUUGAUGCCAUAUUUAUAAAAUAGAUAUCUGUAGCUUGGUUUCGCCUGUCUCCUAAAGAAAUGACAUGUUGAGUGCAUUCUAUUUUUAAAUGACUUUGAACUUAGCAUGGACAGGGAAUUAUUUUGCUGAUUUACUGAAGCAUUUCUCUCUUUGUGUAAGCUCUGCUCAGGUAGCGGCUCUCCUUAAGAUGUCACAUUGUAUUUAUGGGAGUAGUUUUCUUCUAGUGAAUUAUAAGUGACUGUUGUUAGCGAACAUGUUGGAGUGUAUCAUGAUGACUUUUUGUUUUUGUUUAUUUUGCUUAUGUAAGGAACAAUUGUAAUUUCAAUUCAUAGUAACUGCCCUCAGGUACGAAAGCCACCGAAAUCACACAUUAGGUCAUGGUGUUGAAAAUUCUAAAACGUUCAUCUGCUUCAGCUUAACACGGCUUCAUUAACAAACCAUUAAAGAAUAACUCGACAUAUUGCAAA
This is a messenger RNA of Acanthochromis polyacanthus (spiny chromis), 2173 nucleotides long. Its product is annotated as poly(rC)-binding protein 2. Gene Ontology annotation, cellular component: cytoplasm; nucleus; nucleoplasm. Gene Ontology annotation, biological process: regulation of RNA metabolic process; regulation of gene expression. The record is from RefSeq and is a predicted model, not a curated record. Gene Ontology annotation, molecular function: single-stranded DNA binding; mRNA binding. NCBI's taxonomy places the organism in Eukaryota, Metazoa, Chordata, Actinopteri, Pomacentridae.